AUGGCGCCUGUGGCAGCGAGAAGCGCCGGCGCUGUUGGUGCCGGAACCGCCAUCUUACUCUCUCUCGCUGUCGCGUAUUUCUUCUGCGAUCGUCGCUGCAAUUCAUCGAAAAACAACAAGAAGAAGAACAAAUCAAAGAAUGGAAUCCUUGCUGCCAUUGGUAACACUCCUUUGAUUCGAAUCAAUAGUCUCUCCGAUGCCACUGGUUGCGAAAUUCUUGGCAAAUGUGAGUUUUUGAACCCUGGAGGGAGUGUCAAAGAUCGUGUUGCAGUUCAAAUUAUUGAAGAGGCUUUAGAAUCUGGGCAGCUACGUAAAGGUGGUAUAGUUACUGAAGGGAGUGUCGGAAGCACGGCCAUUAGCUUUGCUACGGUUGCUCCUGCAUAUGGAUGCAAAUGCCAUGUGGUUAUUCCAGAUGAUGCUGCCAUUGAGAAGUCUCAAAUAAUUGAAGCUCUUGGGGCAAAUGUUGAAAGAGUACGGCCAGUGUCAAUCACUCACAAAGACCAUUUUGUCAAUAUUGCAAGAAGACGGGCAUCUGAAGCAAAUGAGUUUGCAUUUAAGCAUAGGAAAUCACAACCCAAUGGCACGGACUCGCAGCAAAUAAAUGGUUAUGAAUCUGACGGACACGGCCAUAACUCACUCUUUCCUAAUGAUUGUCAAGGCGGCUACUUUGCUGAUCAGUUUGAGAACCUUGCAAACUUCAGGGCCCAUUACCAAGGUACAGGACCUGAGAUUUGGGAACAGACAAAUGGAAAACUAGAUGCAUUCGUUGCAGGAGCAGGCACUGGUGGUACUGUGGCCGGUGUUUCCAAGUUUCUUCAGGAAAAGAAUCCAAACAUCAAGUGUUACCUCAUAGACCCCCCUGGUUCUGGCUUGUUUAAUAAGGUAACGAGGGGGGUAAUGUACACCAAAGAAGAGGCAGAAGGACGGAGACGUAAGAAUCCGUUUGACACUAUAACAGAAGGAAUUGGAAUUAACAGGCUAACAAGAAACUUUGCAGAGGCAAAACUUGAUGGGGCCUUUAGAGCUACAGAUAUGGAAGCUGUUGAAAUGGCCAGGUUUCUUGUGAAGAAUGAUGGACUUUUCCUUGGGAGUUCUUCUGCAUUGAACUGUAUUGGAGCGGUUAGAGCAGCACAAUCUUUAGGCCCUGGUCACACAAUUGUAACCAUUCUGUGUGACAGUGGAAUGAGACAUUUGAGCAAGUUUUGUAAUGAUGAAUACUUGUCUCAACUUGGUUUGACACCUAAAGCAACUGGAUUAGAGUUCUUGGGUAUCAAAUGA
Messenger RNA from Lathyrus sativus (Indian pea), 1278 nucleotides. NCBI's taxonomy places the organism in Eukaryota, Viridiplantae, Streptophyta, Magnoliopsida, Fabales, Fabaceae. The record is from the annotation of a GenBank genome assembly.